Messenger RNA from Humulus lupulus (European hop), 1610 nucleotides. RefSeq names its product ankyrin repeat-containing protein BDA1. Lineage: Eukaryota; Viridiplantae; Streptophyta; Magnoliopsida; Rosales; Cannabaceae. The transcript has 2 exons. Bases 199 to 1545 code for a protein of 448 amino acids. Gene Ontology annotation, molecular function: protein binding. The record is from RefSeq and is a predicted model, not a curated record.
AUUGAUAUAAUACUUGGUAAUAUUCUUCUAUAGUCUCAGCGAAAUCAUGAUCACCAUGUAGACAUUAAAUUAUUUGAUUUACGUUUCAUCUUCUUCUAGCCAGGUCCAUUCAACUUUCUCACCAACCAAACAUAUCCAAGUCCUAAAAUCAACCCUCUAACGACAUAUCACAAGAAAAACAGAUUAGUUCAUCACAUCAUGGACACAAGGCUAUUGAAGGCUUCUCAAACUGGAAGUACCGUGAUGUUACACCAAUUGCUUCAAGAGAAUCCUCUCAUACUCCACACACACGAUCUUUUCUCAUCAGACAAUCCCUUACAUGUCGCCUCGAUGGCUGGCCACGUGGACUUCAUCAGAGAGAUUGUAAGGCUAAAACCAGAAUUUGGGAAGCAAUUGAAUGAGGAUGGUUUCAGUCCAAUUCACAUAGCUUCUGCAAAAGGGUAUUUGGAGAUUGUGAGGGAGCUUUUGAGAGUUGACCAAGGACUUUGCAGGUUAGAGGGGAGAAAUAAGUGGACUCCUCUUCAUUUUGCAGCCAGCAGAGGAUGGUCAAACCUCGUCAAAGAUUUUCUCCUGGUUUGUCCUCAGAGUCUUGAAGAUGUAACUGUUCAAAAAGAAACUUCUCUGCAUCUUGCCAUUAAGAAUAGUCAAUUUGAAGUAGUUGAUGUUAUGUUGGCAUGGAUUAAAGAAAAGAAAAGAGAUGAUAUACUGAAUAUGAGAGAUGAAUUUGGUAAUUCAGUUCUUCAUCUAGCAACUUGGAGAAGACACCGACAGGUAGUGGAAUGGUUAAUCGGCUUUGGAAAUACCACAACAGGAGGUACUUUGGUAGUAAAUUCUGUAAACAAGAGUGGCCUCACUGCCCUCGAUUUGCUUCUAAUAUUCCCAAGCGAAGCAGGCGACAGGGAAAUUGAUGAGCUCCUUCGCAAAGCUGGAGCUAAGAGAGCAAACGACACGCUCUUCUCUUCUUCACCAUCGUCUUUCGAAUACAACACUAAUCAACAAACCAUGGAAACCCAUUGCACCAGCGAGAGUGAAGAUGAUUUAUUGUACUUCAGGUUCAAAAAGGGUAGAGACUCACCAAGCGAUGCCAGGAAUGCCCUCUUGGUUAUGGCAGUUUUAAUGGCCACAGCAACGUUUCAAGUGGGAAUUAACCCUCCAAGCGGUGUUUGGCAGGACAGUGACCCAAAUGGGAAUGGCACUACCCCAAAACACGUAGCUGGGAGCUCAAUUUUGGGGUCAUACAGUCAAGUUUCGUUUACCUUAUUCGUGGUUUUCAACUCCCUUGGACUCUCCCUCUCACUUUACAUGAUUACCAUCCUCACAAAGAAUCUACCUAUGCAGUUGGAGUUUCAAUUAUGUGUAACUGCACUAUAUUUUACUUAUUACACUGGAUUGACCAGCAUGGCGCCCCUAAAUGGUAUCAGGACCGUCAUCGUAGUAUUAUCAGGAGUUUUGCCUCCUACUAUUCCUCACUUAGUCAAGCUUACUAGGCUAAUUAUUAUGAAGAGUAAAAUAGUUCUACAAUAUCUCUCGAAAUCUUUAUGUUGAAACAAACUAUUAUCUUACCUUGUAUGCAUAAACUAUUAUAGUCAGAUGUUACUCUUUUGUACUGA